Echinostoma caproni is the source of this 3234-nucleotide messenger RNA. NCBI's taxonomy places the organism in Eukaryota, Metazoa, Platyhelminthes, Trematoda, Plagiorchiida, Echinostomatidae. The record is from the annotation of a GenBank genome assembly.
AUGGAAUUACCUUCUAACAUCCCCCUAUCGGAUGAGGAUAGACUGCGUGGGCAUAAAUCACGCCGACCCAGAAGGCAACAUGCUAGUUCAAAACCCAGUGGACGUAGAGGUCCUGGAAUUUUCCGACCAACAACUACUGAACUACCGGCUACAGAUAACCGGGCAAAUAAACCACAUCACUUCAAACCUUCACUGACUCCCGGUUUGGGUACUAUUCGCGUUGUGGGGAAUCAUGUUGGUACGGACGCACGUUUUCGAUUUAGUACAGAACCCAGAGCUGGAGACGAAGCAUUUAAUGAGUGGCGUGAGGCUAUGAGACGCACGGCUCGCCUCGGAGAUGGUUUACCCAAAUUUGUUCGGCGACGAGUAUGGUCUGCUCUGGCCGAGCGUCAGUUGGCCACGCAACACGUGGACUGGGAUCACGUGGUUCACCUGGCUUUCAGUGAUGACUACCAGAAUACAGAGGAUGACAGUCUCGGAUCACAGAUAGUGAAGGAUUUGCAUCGAACAGGGUGUAAUGAAUUCGGUUCAGACGAGGACCGGGCUGCAUUGAAGCGAGUCUUAUUGGCCUAUGCACGGUGGAAUAAACGUGUUGGAUAUUGUCAAGGGUUCAACAUGAUCGCAGCAGCCAUAUUGGACGUGAUGGACCGAGACGAACAGGAAGCUUUCAAGGUCAUGGUUUAUCUGAUCGAUUACGUGCUUCCCGAAUCGUACUUUGCUCAAAAUCUACAAGCUCUAUCUGUUGAUAUUGCGGUGUUCCGGCAUCUGCUACAGGCCAGGCUUCCUCGAUUGGCGCAUCAUUUGGACACACUGCAACUGAAAGCAGCUGCACAGGCCACCAUGAAUAUGGGGCACAGGUCGAUCACAAUGUUGGAGUUGGGUCAGAUCAGACAGCAAGGAGUCUACGAGCCGCCGUUGAUGAACGUGUUCAUAAUUCAGUGGUUUUUAACACUGUUCGCCACCUGUCUUUCAAGAGACGCAGUUUUACGCAUUUGGGACAGCAUUAUGCUUGAAGGCUCUGAGGUGAUCCUGCGUACUGCGGUCGUUAUGAUGGAAUUUCUCUCCAGCCGUUUGUUACGCCUCAAAUCUGCUGAUCAGUUCUACGCCACAAUGAACGACCUGAUGAACGAUUUCGCUGAAGGUCGAAUAGUGAGCACCCAGGAACUACUGUUCGAGAUCUACGAGCUCGCCCCGUUCCCGUAUCCGCAUGUGAAAGAACUGCGAGAGAAAUUCACCUACAAUAUUGCUCCCCUGGUGCCGGAGAAUACAAGCAAUCUUUUGGAGACGGCCAAUUUGAACAAUGGGACCGGUCCGUUUAGGUUGUUAAAUCGAUGGAAAUCAGGACGGGCACAACAGAUGGUUGUACUUCAGGGUAGUGGAAUGGAAAAGCGACACAAACCUGUACAACCCGAGAAGAAAUCCAAUGACGUGGUUAGGACCAAAAGUGAAAUUUCCACAAUCGCCGAGUCAGAACACAAAUCACCGACUGUAGAGUCUGUAGAAAGCCAUAGCACAGAAACUUCUUUCUCUGUCAGCAUUGUGAAAGACGAACUCAAGGAGGACGAGUAUCAAGAGAUCAGUUUGAGUCCAAAUUCCACGGAUAAUAACAGUUCCCUGUCAGUGGACAAGGUGAACUCGACAGAUCCUAUGGAGCUGUCUUAUCGUCGUUCUGCUGCUGCUGCUGCUGCUGGUGGUGGUGGUGCUGUUCGAUCUGAACCGUGUUCUGAUAGUGAUGAAGAUUGGACCGCAUCGAAAGCGCGCUCAACAAGCUGCUUCGCCAAUAUGUGGCCUCAUCGAUUAAGAAGUAUAGAACCUGCACCAAAACAUCGGAAUUCCGUGGUGGAACCGAGCCAUUUGGAAUCGAUUUCUCUGACUAAGAUCAAUCAGAGAAGGAAAUGCUCAUUGCCCGUGGAGCCUCAGCUGACCAGUUCCAGUCCUGAGGCUAAAACAUUUGGAUCUGAUAUCGGUGAUCUCGGUCCUGGCGCGGUAGGAGAACCUGGAGUUGCUCGGGCCGGUUUGCAGACACCUUUGGCACAUCAAGCUCGUAUGAGUACCAAUCUGACUGAGCUCAAGUCCAUCUAUCGUAAACAGUUGGCCCGACAACGGGAGACCACACUACGUCUUCCUGGCCUGUGGCAGUCAGAUCCGACCACAAUGACGUCCCCGACCAGUUGUUUGAGCAAUGCCUGUAUGACCGCUGUGUUGCCACAGAACCGAGAGAGCAAACAGAUGACGUUUGAGAAAUCAUUGGAUACGUCCAUCGUGUCUCCGCCUCCUAGUCCGAGAUUCAAUACCUCAGAAGUCGAGGAUGAUGUAUUUCUGGUUACGGAAACAACCAGUCGGAUUGGACGCAGGACCUCGUCCAGCGAUUGGGAAAGUAUAAGUGAGAAGACGAUUACUGGUCGACUGCGUCGCGGUUUGAUUCCAGUGGAUCCGGACUUGGUUGGUGCGGUACAGUCGUGGCGAGCGAAAGCGAUUUGGUCAUGCGAGCCGAUGCCCCGAGAGAGUUCUGGCUCAGAGUCCGAGGUGGAACAACGGGGCUUCCGAACGCACGGAGCUCCUAUCACGAAGGCCACUGCUCCCAAUAUUCGACUGACCUUGAGGCAGCUGGCGGAACAAUUGAAUGAGCGCGAGCGUUUGACAUCCAUCCAAUCAGAGGAUCAAACCCAGGAACAAAUUAUGACAAUCGGAAAUCCGGCAAAAUAUUUUCCUCACUCACACUUGGAUUUAAAAAUUAUUUUACAGAAUUCGGAUGAUGUUGAGACGAACAGUUCUUUGGCUUACGAAAGUGCAAGAAGCUGUCCACCUUCACCAAGUCUCUCGCUCUCGCAGACAGUCAUCACAAGUGCAGAGCAGAAACGCGACCCAUCCGGCAUUUCUCGUCAUCCCUCCGGACAGAAAACGUUGUGUGGACAGAACCACACGGAGACAAUCCAAGCAGAAAAGUAUUACAGUGAACUGGAAACAGCAUCCAAUUACAGCUCGGUCUCCAAAGCUACUUCGCGUCCAGCCCCAUGGGCAGCUGCGACUGCAUCUUUUGUUUCACGUAAAACAACCGCCCAACGUCCCAGUACCAUCAAUCUUCCAUUACCGUUGUCCCCGAAACGACGUAGUUUCGGCGCACAGUUCGGAAUGUACAAAUCCAUCCCAACCCCGGAUUCCGCACGUGUGUGGUCAAAUUUCUGUGAACGUGUACAGACUAUUGGAUUACAGCAUCGUGUGGUAACUCGAUAG